AUGAGCGCAGUACAGAAGCUGAGAAACAUGCUUGCCGAUCCGGACAAGUUCAUCGUGUGUCCGGGCGUGUAUGAUGGGUAUACGGCCAGGAUUGCGCUUCAGGAAGGCGCAGAGUGCUUGUACAUGACCGGCGCCGGAACCACGAUGUCCAGACUCGGUAUGCCAGACAUGGGCAUAGCUACGCUCAACGACAUGCGCGACAACGCCGCCAUGAUCGCCUCGCUCUCACCCAACACGCCCCUAAUCGCAGAUGCAGAUACCGGCUACGGCGGCGCCAUCAUGGUCGGACGAACCGUGCAAGCCUACAUCCGCGCCGGCGUCGCUGGCCUACACCUAGAAGACCAAGUCGUAUCGAAGCGCUGCGGCCACCUCAAAGGCAAACAGCUCGUCGACGCCGCAGAAUUCACCUGCCGCAUCCGCGCCGCCGUCCUCGCUCGCCAGCAAACCGCCGGCGGCGACAUCCUGCUCAUCGCGCGCACCGACGCCCUGCAAGCCCGCGGCUACGCCGAAGCCCUCGCGCGCCUCCGCGCCGCCGUCGCCGCCGGCGCAGACGUAGCGUUCCUCGAGGGCGUCGCCUCAAGCGCCGAAGCUGCGCGGCUCGUCGCUGACCUCGCGCCCACGCCCUGCCUCUUUAAUAACGUGCCCGCCGGCGUGUCGCCGGAUUUCAGCACCCGCGAGGCGCAGCUGCUGGGGUUCAGGAUGGCGAUAUAUCCUGUGCUGGCCUUGGAGGUCGUGUAUCCCGCGGUUAGGAGGGCGGUGAGGCAGUUGCUGGGGAGUGGGAGGGUCCAGAGUGUGGAAGAAGAUGGGAAGAGGUGGAGUCCGAGGGAGCUUUUUGAGGUGUGUGGGUUGGCGGAGUGUGUGAAGUUUGAUAGGGCGGCUGGGGGGACGGGGUGGUUGGAGGGGGUGUGA
Messenger RNA from Trematosphaeria pertusa, 909 nucleotides. RefSeq names its product carboxyvinyl-carboxyphosphonate phosphorylmutase. Gene Ontology annotation, molecular function: catalytic activity. Lineage: Eukaryota; Fungi; Ascomycota; Dothideomycetes; Pleosporales; Trematosphaeriaceae. Bases 1 to 909 code for a protein of 302 amino acids. The transcript is spliced from 2 exons. The record is from RefSeq and is a predicted model, not a curated record.